Messenger RNA from Silurus meridionalis, 3702 nucleotides. It is a transcript of the gene cdh2, whose product is annotated as cadherin 2, type 1, N-cadherin (neuronal). The record is from RefSeq and is a predicted model, not a curated record. Gene Ontology annotation, molecular function: calcium ion binding; cadherin binding. Gene Ontology annotation, cellular component: neuron projection; lamellipodium; catenin complex. Gene Ontology annotation, biological process: cell morphogenesis; cell-cell junction assembly; blood vessel morphogenesis. Lineage: Eukaryota; Metazoa; Chordata; Actinopteri; Siluriformes; Siluridae.
AGCAGGCGGAGCGGCAGCAGCAAGAGCACGAGCUGUAGCACGAGCGGAGAGAACACACACUCACACACACAGAAAGAGAAAGCACGUAGCGGAUCACGCUGUCGCUUCAUGCCGCCUACACUGCAGCUGCUGGAAAAAGCCCUAUAAGCAUCAACACAGCGAACGGAUGAGAAUUUACAGAAAUCGCACCAUGUGCAAAAAGGGAUGCGCGGUGCUGACGCUCGUCGCUGCUUUGCAGGUGGUUUUGCAGGCUGAGGGGGCCAUGCCAUGCCAGCCAGCCUUCACCCAGCAAGAGUACAGCAUCAUGGUCAAUGACAUCAUUACUGAAGGACAGGCCCUGCUUAAAGUAAGCUUCACAGACUGUGGCCGAAGUUCCAGUCUGCACUUUGAAAGCAGUUAUCCGGAGGAUUUUCGGAUAGGAAAAGACGGCACGGUGUACGCCUCAAGAACUCUUCGCGUUUCCGAAAAGAAGGGAUGGAGCCUAGAGAUUAGUGCAAAAGAUAAGGAGACACAGGAGGUGUGGCUAACUCAAGUCACCUUUACAUUACCGGACACACCUAAACAGAUGCCUGAGAUCGUGUUUCCAUGGCGCAGCAUUGUUGUUGGGGGUGACGGGAGCGUGAGUCGCGUGAAGAGAGACUGGGUCAUUCCUCCCAUUAAUGUCCCUGAAAACUCCCGAGGACAGUUCCCAGAGGAGCUUGUCAAAAUCCGCUCAGACAGAGACAAGAUUAACACACUGCGCUACAGUGUGACAGGACCAGGAGCCGAUCAGACUCCUACCGGCCUCUUCAUUAUCGACCCCAUCACAGGGCAGCUGUCUGUCACUAAGCCUCUGGACCGAGAACAGAUCUCCAACUUCCAUCUGCGUGCCCAUGCUGUGGACAUUAACGGCAAUCAGAUGGAGAAUCCCAUUGAUAUUGUCAUCAAUGUUAUCGACAUGAACGACAACAGACCAGAGUUUUCCCAUCAGAUCUGGAAUGGCACUGUGGACGAGGGCGCAAAGCCAGGCACGUUUGUGAUGACUGUCACAUCUCAAGAUAAGGAUGACCCCAACACGGCCAAUGGCAUGCUGAGAUACAAGAUCCUCUCUCAGAGUCCUGAGACUCCCUCCACCAACAUGUUCACCAUCAAUAACAAGACAGGAAAAAUCAUCACUGUAGCUGCAGGACUGGAUAGAGAGAAAGUGUCUCAGUACACUCUGAUCAUCCAGGCCACUGAUAUGGAAGGAAAUCCGACAUAUGGCCUGUCCAACACCGCAACUGCUGUGAUCCGCCUGCUUGACGUCAAUGACAACGCACCAGAGUUCACCAGAGACACAUUCUACGGAGACGUGCCUGAGAACCGUGUGAAUGUGAUCGUGUCCAAUCUGACAGUGACAGAUAAAGACAAGCCAGGCACGCCAGCCUGGAACGCGGUGUACCGCAUCACAUCCGGAGAUCCGACAGGACGUUUCUCAAUUCCCACCGACCCCACCACCAACGAGGGCCUGGUCACGGUGGUUAAGCCCGUAGACUAUGAGAUGAACCGUUCCUAUUUGUUAACUGUGGUAGCCGAGAAUGAAGUGCCGCUGGCGGGAGGGAUCCACCGCACUCGUCAAUCGACAGCCACCAUUUCCAUACGCAUCAUCGAUGUAAAUGAGAGUCCCAACUUUGAGCCCACCAAGCAGAUCAAACUGGACGAGGGACUUCCUGCGGGGUCGAUGCUCACCACGUUUAUAGCUCACGAUCCUGACAGACACAUGCAGCAGAGUAUCAGGUACUCGAAACUGUUUGACCCAGCUAACUGGCUGGAAAUCGACCCUAAUAACGGCCGAAUCUCCACCAUCGCCCUACUUGAUCGUGAAUCCCCGUACGUCAGGAACAACCUCUACAACGCUACCUUUAUGGCCUCUGAUAAUGGUAUCCCUCCUGCCAGCGGAACAGGCACGCUGCAGAUCUACCUGUUGGAUAUCAACGAUAACGCGCCACGUGUCUUUCCCCAAGAAACCGAGAUGUGUGAAAGACCAGAGCCCAACGGCAUCAACAUAACAGCUGUGGACGGGGACCUGAACCCCAACGCUGGACCAUUUGCUUUCGAGCUUGCCCACCGACCUGCUGACAUCCGCCGCAACUGGACACUCACCCGCCUCAAUGGCGACUAUGUCCAGUUGAGCCUGAGAAUCGGGUACCUCAAGAGCGGAAUCUAUGAGAUCCCUAUUAUCAUCACCGACUCUGGAAACCUACCGAUGGCCAACACCUCACACCUGCGUGUGAAGGUGUGCCAGUGCGAUCACCACGGAGACUGUGUGGACAUGGAGCGCAUCAUGGCUGCCGGUUUGGGUACCGGAGCCAUCAUUGCCAUUCUCAUCUGUAUCAUCAUCCUGCUGGUGCUGGUGCUGAUGUUCGUAAUGUGGAUGAAAAGGAGAGAUAAGGAGAGACAGGCGAAGCAGUUGCUGAUUGACCCUGAGGACGACGUGCGAGACAACAUCCUCAAAUACGACGAGGAAGGCGGCGGGGAGGAGGACCAGGAUUAUGAUCUGAGUCAGCUGCAGCAGCCAGACACUCUGGAGCACGACCUGGUGAAGCCAGUUGGAAUCCGUCGGUUGGACGAGCGCCCGCUGCACCCGGAGCCCAGCUACCCACUGCGCUCUGCUGCCCCGCACCCCGGAGACAUUGGAGACUUUAUCCACGAGGGUCUAAAGGCGGCCGAUACAGACCCCACGGCUCCUCCGUACGACUCUUUGCUGGUGUUUGAUUAUGAGGGUAGCGGCUCCACUGCCGGCUCACUCAGCUCACUGCAUUCAUCCAGCUCCGGAGGCGAGCAGGACUACGACUACCUCAAUGAAUGGGGACCACGGUUUCGCAAACUCGCCGACAUGUACGGCGGAAACGACGACUAAAGCAAGCAGGUGUUACCAGAAAAAUAUUUCAAUCGAAAAAAAGUGGCACUUUUUUAACAUGGGACACGGGACAGUGUGUAAAAUCGGAACGAAGAAUAUUUCCCCCCACGAAGAAAAGAGACAGAGGGGAAGGAAGAUCACCAUGGCAACACUACUGGCUCUUUCCAGGCUUUGUGCUGAAGCCAAAGAGCGCAAGGUGAUGGGAUCUGGACUCCAUCUAUGGAUCAGGCCAGUUUGUUGCCUGAGUUUUGCAGGAUCACCGGUACAAAAAAAAAAAAAAAAAAGUAAAAGAUUUUUUUUGAAAACGAACAAGGCUGAAGGACAUUGAAUCGAACGCUCAGUUACACUUGAAUUUCACAGUACAGAAGCACUGGGAUAUUACGUGCCUUUUUGUACAUUUUUUUGAUUGAUUGGUUUCCAUUCAUUUGGCUUUAUUGGCUCUGAGUUUUGCAGUAGUUCUGUUGUGAGCCUGUUUAUAGAGUAUGGUUAUGCUUCGACACGCUUCUGUUUGUACAUCACAGCAUAGCGCUGUUAGACACCAUCACACCUCACCCCGGAGAAGUAAACGAGACUGAGAGAACAGCAUUGUACAGUACGCUAGAAAUUAGAUUUCAAGUUGUCAUCAUUUCUUUCUUUUUUUACUAUUUUUCAUUUUUUUCUUUUGCUCCAAAGUUUAACUUAUGCAGCCGGUGUAAAAGGGGAAACCCUCAUCAUCGUUUGGUAGCGGAAACUUCAUUGUUAGGAUAAAUUCCUCUUUUUAUUUAUUUUUUAUUUUAUUUUUAUUGUGACGUUUCACAAAUAAAACUUGUUUUCAUUCGACUCCA